This is a messenger RNA of Oncorhynchus mykiss (rainbow trout), 7002 nucleotides long. RefSeq names its product zinc finger CCCH-type containing 7Bb (gene zc3h7bb). Gene Ontology annotation, biological process: miRNA processing. Gene Ontology annotation, molecular function: protein binding; miRNA binding; metal ion binding. The record is from RefSeq and is a predicted model, not a curated record. NCBI's taxonomy places the organism in Eukaryota, Metazoa, Chordata, Actinopteri, Salmoniformes, Salmonidae.
UAAUCUUGAGCGCAAUUUGGAGAAGUACUGUAUCUAGCUAGUUAGCUUUGACUGUGCAGAAUUUUGGGUGAAAACUCUCACAUGUUCUGUCCAGAUACUGCAACCCGUUACCGGGAAAGUGAACAAAUAAAUAUGUGUCUGGAUGAUUAAUAUUUUGAAGGUCCUUAUAUAAGUAGAUAUUCACAAUUUAGUCCUAUUUAUUCUGGUAAAGCAGUCUUUGGAGAAGAACAAGGUGUUGUUUUCGCCAUGGAUAUGGAACGACAGAAACGAAGGGAGGAAAUCCAGAAAGCUAUGGGCUUUAUUCAGUCCUCCUUGCCUUUCCCAGAGCCUGAGAAUUAUGCGGCUUUUUUGACCCAGUUGGUGUGUAACUUGCUGGACGAGGGAAACACCGUGUUUCGGGAUGGGGAAUGGAGGCAGGCAGCGCAGCAUUACAGUGAGGGAGUCAACGUGGCCCGCUAUGCUCAGGCAGAGGCACUGGUCAUUCCGCCUGAGCUUCUGGAGAGCCUCUAUGUCAACAGGGCAGCGGCACACUCUCAGUUUGGGGAGUUUGAGCGGGGUGUACAGGACUGCGAUAGCGCGCUGUGCGUGUGUGAGGGCAGUCGCAGGGCUCUCUACAGGAAAGCUCUAUGUCUGAGAGAGCUGGGCAGACUCAGGGAGGCCUAUGAGUGUGGCACCGGGUGCCUGCUCACUGCCCCACAUGACAGGCAGGUGGGUGAACUGGCCCAGGACCUGGCUAAUAAACUGGGCCUGAAGGUUCGUAAGGCCUACAUCAGCUCUCAGGUGGAGUCCUCAACGUCAGGGAGGGAGAGCAAUAGAGAGAAUUCUUCACCCACAGGAGAGACAUCCGCCAACGGGCUAGAAUCUUUGACUGACAUUGCAUCAGUUUUUAUUCGUCCCUCCUCCGUUCCAGCUGAUCUGUCCAGUGCCCAGUGUAUCCCUGCCCCGCUGGCCACGCCCAUCCCUGUCAGCGAUGAGCCCUCGAGCCCAGUGGCCAUGCCCUGUGCUGACCUAUCAGAGAGCCCCAGUACGGUCCUACCGCCCAUGCCCUAUUCCGUUCCCGUGUCGGAGCACAUGGAGGAGUGCAGCGUGAUCGCUGACGAUCUGGACAGCCUGCUGGGGGACUGCAUCUCCAAGAAAGUUAGCGAGUCACAAAGCCCAGUCCAGGGUGCUAUCCCCACCAACCUCCCCAACACAGCUAUGGGUCUGCACCCUCCAUACUCCUCCAGCCUCCCCGCCCCCUCGCCCCAGCUCCCCCCUGCCUUCUUCAGCUCCUCGGUCAGCCAGAUGCCCUCAUUGGAGCCUUACCCCUCACUGGGCCAGAGGGACCAGACCUCCACACAGGCGCUGGACGCCCUGGGGGCCUUCUCCCUGGGGACAGGGGACAUGGAGGGUAAAGGAGGGGUUGGAAUUGGAGGCCUGGACUCACUCUCUGAGUACACUUUGCCUGGGGGAAGAAUCUCUCACAGCUUCAUCCCUGGGAUCUGCAACCACAGCUCCACUCACACGAAUGUCCCAGCAGGUACUAACCUCUCCCUGCUCUCCCGGAACCCACUGGCUGCCACCCACGAGUUCAGACAGGCCUGCCAUGCCUGUUACAGCCGCAUAGGUCCACGGGUGAUUGACUACCAGUACCAGCCAGAGGCGGCUCACCGCUGUAAGAGGGACGUCCUGCUGUGUCGCUUUAAAAACACAGACGACCCCACAUGGAAGAGAGUCAGGCCUCGUCCCGCUAGAAACAACUUCCUCGGGGCCUUUGUCCUCUGCAAAGAGGUCCAGGAGCGCCAGGAGUGCCAGUAUGGGGAGAACUGCACGUUUGCAUACUGCCAGGAGGAAAUAGACGUGUGGACCCAGGAGAGGAAGGGGGCUCUGAGCAGGGAGCUGCUGUUUGACCCGCUGGGAAGCACCGAGAGACGGGCACUCAGCGUCACACGCCUGCUGCAGCUACACAUGGGCAUGUUCAUGUUCCUCUGUGAGGAAUGUUUUGACAGUAAGCCUCGCAUUAUCAGCAAACGCAGCAAAGAGAACUUGGCUGUCUGCUCAAACCUCACCGCCCGACAUCCCUUCGAUGAUAACAAGUGCCUAGUGCAUGUGGUGCGUUCGGCCAACGUGCGCUACAGUAAGGUGCGCCCGCUGCACCCCCUCUGCCAGUUUGACGUGUGUCGCCACGAGGUGCGUUACGGCUGCCAGCGCGAGGACAGCUGCUCCUUCGCCCACUCCGUCAUAGAACUCAAGUGCUGGGUACUGCAGCAGGACACAGGUAUCACCCACGAGGAGAUGGUACAGGAGUCCAAGAGGCACUGGUACAGGCUAGAGCAAAAUGCUCAGAGACAGAAGCCUAUGCAUGUCCCACACCAGAGCUGUGGUGGGGUGGGGGGAAUAGGAGGGGGAGACAAUCUCGGGGGUGGAGGGGUUGGCUCCGGAGGUGGAGGAGUUGGAGGAGGAGGGAGAGGCAGAGGGCUGAACCUGAAGAUGAAGUUUGUCUGUGGCCAGUGUUGGCGGGACGGACAGGUCAAUGAACCAGACAAGGCCCUCAAGUACUGCACUGCUAAAGCAAGGCACAGCUGGACUAAGGAGCGUCGGGUAUUGCUUGUGAAAUCCUUUGAGAAGAAGAAGUGGGUCGUUGUGCGGCCGCUUCCCUUCUCCCGUACAUACCCACAGCAGUACGACAUGUGUGUCCAUGUGAUGAAGCAGAAGAAGUGCCACUACAUCGGAAAUUGUUCCUUCGCCCACAGUCUGGAGGAGAGGGACGUCUGGACGUACAUGAAGGACAACAGCUUGAGGGACAUGCAGCAGAUGUAUGACAUGUGGCUCACGAUGACCAAUCAGAACAGACGCACUGACAGAAGCCUCAUGACCCCUCCUCCGGAGGAGAAACAGGUUUCGAUGACAACCGACUACACCGAGUCAUUGUCAGGGCAGCGGUUGUCAGAAGGAGGAGAUAUGUGAGUGUUGUCGUGCUGAGGAGGAGCUGGCCCUGGAGACGUGGAUAGGAGACCCCGCUCCCACUACACCAGAGACCAGCUACAGUACCUACCGCCUGUGACAUCAGUCUGAAUGCAAACACACAUACACAUCUUACAGUACAACAAAUUGCUGUUGCAACAGGCACCAACUCGUGUGACGCACACACACAGAAAGUUGUGUAUAAGAACAUUCACGCCCAUAAUCUGAAGGGUUUGGCAGUUAACUUCAAUCUGAACCUCAGUGUAUCUCUAACACGCUGCAGAUGUCAAUGUACUUUAUAUGUGUCCAUUAUAUUACCAUUGAAGGCAAAUAUCGAAUUGUCAGCAAAAAGAAAAGGCCCCAAAGUCGCCCCUUCUAACGAAUACGGAGUGGCUGUGUGGCCGAUACUUCUUCCUGGUGACUAAACAACCGAACAAAUUAGCCUGCAUAAUAUAUAUUUAAAAAAACGUAUUUUGAAGUUUGUUCAAAUCGCCCUAGUUUUUUUACAUUUCAGCUGUUCAGAAAUAUGAGGCAAAUGCGCAGAACGUGAUUCGGUUGUUUAGCUCUGGGAAUGAGGCGGCCAGGGGGGCAGUACAUGGGCAUAAUGGGGUGGUUGGAUUCGGUCGUGCAGCAUCAACCUUAAAAAUAAGCCCCUUAUCUAUGUAGCUAGGGGCAAAUGUCUACAACCAAAUCCUACCCUCCUUCCCUUGUGGGAAUGUAGAAAGAGGGAGAGAGAAAUCGGACAGAAAUGGUUUGUACGCCAUUUUGUUUGUCCAUGGGAGUUGGUGCUUCACUCUAUUCGUCUGCCAUAUUGGUAGAGUAUGAAUGUAAAGCCAGUCGUUAUGAGGAAGUCAUAAAAAUAAUUAUGGUUGUGGAAUGUAUUCGGAAUACCCAAGACAAAUCUUAUAUAACAUUUAAAAUGACCCCCUAUUCCCCCUUUUAUUAAUAGAAAUGGCACAGUAGUCUUGGUUAUAUACUGUAAGCAAGCUAGGCAGCCCUACCUGUGGCCAGCAACGACACGUAUACACAUUCACAUACACACUGAGUUGGGUCAGAAUGGAGCAGUUUCAUAAUAUUGCAUUGCAGGGCUAUAGGGAGUGACUGCAGACUCUUCACUCAGACCCAGUCAAACAACAUACUGUACCGUAUGCUUAAAACCUGGAGUUUUCACGGACUACAUGACUAUAACAAGGCUCCAGAUGUUAUCCGGGUCAGGUGACGUGACUUCAUCUGGCAUGUCUACCACCAGUUUAACCAGGAUCAAGUGAGGUUACCUUUGCCCUGUUAGCCCUCCAAUGUAAACCUAUGCUGAUUUAGCCAGGGAGAAAAGAUAAGCUCCAAAUCCCAAAGACUGAGUACAGGGACAAUACAUGGGGUUAAGAUGCAUAUGACAGAACAUUAGGGAUUCCAAUAAGGGAUUCCACAAGAAAGGGGAGGGAUUGUAGGGUAGUACAGCAGGAUGGAGCUUGAAUGGAUCCUGGAGUAUGGUGGCUUGGUCACAUGGGUGGUCAGGUUAGGGGAUGGGCACUGGACAGGUAGCUGGAUCCUGGGGUGGGUGGGCACUGGACAGGUAGCUUGAUCCUAGGGUGGGUUGGUGGCUGACAGGCUCGGGUAUUGUGAGAGAGGGAGGGCAUUAUGGAAGCAAUGAUGAAUACAUAAAAAGUCAAUUAAAAGGAAAAUGACUACCCAUAAUGUAGGCUAAAGAAGACUGACUAUCUAUAAUGUAGGCUGACUACCCAUAAUGCAGGGACAGGUUUUUCCCAUAUGGCCAGCAUCUCGUUCCCUUAUACCCGCACCAGACAUUAUGUAAUGGAGGUAUGUCUCUAUUCAUAUACAUUAUAUAUACAUAUUUACAGAUAUUGGUAUACUACUAAAGAUAAUUGAUAACUUAGCAGUUAAGCUUAAUUAAAUAUAACCUAAAACUUGUAUUGAUUACAUAGAACCUCUUGUUAUUGAGCUAUGCUAUAUGACAUGUAUCGCUGAACUAGAUGACUAGUGAUUUUAUUGCUUCUGUGAGGGUCAUUCCAGAGAUGUCUGUAGGAGCAAGGUUGACUGAUUCUCAUAACAGGAUAUGAAUUGAAUGGUUUUAGCUAAGCCAAAAGAAAGGGGAUUGGUUGGGUUAAAUGACAACAUGAGGGACAUGAUCAUCUCAGAACCCAGACAACGUAUGGUGUGUACUUGCCAUCUGAUGAGAGAUUUGAUCUAUGUGGAAGUAAUGGGUCUGGUAGGGAAAGUGUUACCUAAUUGGAAACAGUUUUUGAUCUAAUCAGUUUUUCCCGUUGAUCAAUAAACAAUAGAAUGCCAAGGUACUCCCUUCUAUAAACAUCAGUGAUUUAACAGAUUCACCUAGAUAGUAGAGUAGGUCAAUAAACUGUCCAAUCAGUUUUAGAGGAGUAACAAGAGGUGGGAGAGGCUUCUUCUGGAAUGACCCAGGUAUUUGCUUAACUGAGGGAACGUAUUACUACUGCUACUACUACUAUUAUGAUGAUGAUGAAUUAUGAUGACGAUAAUGAUUGCCAUUAUGACUAUUUCUAUUCUCCUAUAUGCUAUUGAUAUACGUAUAUAUGUUAAUUGCUAUGUAUAACUCUCUUUAUAAAUGUAUCCAUGUAUGAUUAUAAUACUUUACUGUAAACAGACGUAUGUGUAUGUUAAACAGGACUGUCCAGCAGGCAGGCCAGACAGGGAAGAGUUCAUAGUUUACCUUGUUCAAACUGGUACGAAGAACAACUCGGUUUAGUUUUAACAUACUUGCUGACUGUGACCUCACUCCCCGCAAGUUGGUUACGUAACAUAGCAUCAGUGUUCACAGGGCACCCUAGAUAACAGCAGACAGGUUACUGGACCAGGUUGUUGCUGAAGAUCUGAUUUGAUAUAGUCUUGGUUGCUUGAGGUUAGUGGAUUAUAGGGGAGUUGAGAUUGUAUGGAAGAUAAGGUUGGUCAGUCAGUCCAAUGGAAUGUGCUAGUGACACUUCGAAUUUCCAAAAGCCAUGUAAAUCGCUAAUGAUUGCUACCUGACUGCUACCGAGUGAGAUUAUAUAAUCAAUAAUACUCUAGUAUCAUUUAUUUAGUCAUUAACCCUGCUGGAACAACUCCAAGCAUACAUUGACGUCUGUAUACAUCAGUAUAGCACCUUAUUCAAUAUAUACCUAUAUAAAAGUAUACAUACCCCUAUCAUAUAAUCCUACUUUCUAUGAUACAUAUAACUAUAAUUAUACUUAGACACCUGUAUAAUUAAUUUAGAUAAGCGGUUCUGGUUUUCUCUGGUUGUUUGAAAAGGUCAUAGUCUGAUUUCAUUGGUUAUGUGCACCGUGCACACCGUACUACAUAAAUCCUUGUAUCUGCUCUGUUACUAGGUUUUUAGGGGCCUCCUUUGUCAUCAUCACAGUGUGCUGUUACCAAACAAAGGGGUCAGAGACAGGCUGGCAUUUUAGAAGUGUUCAAUCAACAGCCUUUGUUUUAACUGACUCAUGGUUGUAAACAAACAGUUAUAUCAGAAGGGUCAAUAAUAAUCUCAGGCUUUGUGCUUAGAGGGGACUGGAGGAACCGAAAAGUGGUCAGACCAGACUGUAUCCAAACCCACCAGAGAGAACUGCAUUCGAUCAUGAGACUGACUGAUUCGUCUUGGUUUAAGAAGAGGCUUUGACCCCAAAAAGCUUACAGUCAGAGGUUUAUUUCUCCUGUUGUCUUUCCAAGUAGAAGGCUGAAGACACUCUUGUAAACCUUGGUUCACUCCAUGUUCAUUAUUGCGCCACACAGGCAUUCCCUGUAUUAAAAAAAAGAGAUACACUUAUGUGAAUUGACACUCACCCAGCCACACCCACCCAUAGCCACAAUGAGCUGAUAUUAAUUUACAUUAGCAUUCGGAGUUAUUGGAUUAUUUUCAACUAUCUGGAAUAGGAACCAGAGUUUUAAGUGAAAAAAACAAGGCCUCUAUUUGUGUUAACUCUGUUUUGUCUUUAUUUUCUCUAUUUUUCCCUCCCUGGUUGGAAGUGAAUUACAAUGAUAAAUGGACCAAAUCUCUUGAAGGUGUUUAACAAUAAACAGGGUGUUUUAGAGAGA